AAUAUAGUGAAAACUAACAGAAAUCGGCUGCAAACUGCAAACAAAAGGGAAGAUUUUAUGGUCGCGUUGUGGCAUCGUUCUGCGUAAUUUGGAAUACAUGUGAAGCGCAAUGGAGUUCUGUACGGAUCUGAAUGGCAUCGACGAGGACUCCAUCGAGCCCUGCAGGACAUGCGGCAUUUAUUUCACCAUGGGUCUGGACAUGGAUCAGGCGAUUGUGAAGCCCAUUUUUGGCUUGGAUGACGCCGCCGUCGGCAGCAUGGCGGAGAUUCUCGAGCAGCUGAGUGCCUGGAAUGUUCAGGUUGUGCGGGAGGACGGACGACCGCAGUACAUGUGCAUCGCCUGCAUUGCCGAGUUCCACCGGCUGCUGAAGUUCAAGCGCAGCUGCGUGGAGACGCAGGAGCAGUUUGGGGAACUGGAGUACCAGCGCGAGCACAACGGCAUCGUGAUCAAGCGGGAAAUCGAGCCGCAGGAGGAGAAGUUCUGCGGCUUCAUUUACCUGGACACCGACGAGGAGGAGAUCAGCGACGAGGACGGCAGCAGGCGUGUGUGCGCCGCCUUCGACAUACCGCACGUGCCCAUCAAGGAGGAGCACAUGGCCCGGGUGCCAGUGCCGAGUAGAAAUCAAUUCCAGCCGCCAGAGCCCAAAGAUCUGGCGUCGCCGGUCGAGUCCGGAUUCGAGAUGAUGGACAACGAUGCGUUGACUGCCAGCAUGUUUGCGCCGUCCAGCGAGGAUGCAGCUGGCACGGCCGAGGAUGAGGACAACGAGGACGAGGAGGAGGAGGAUAUAGUCAGGUUUACGUACGACGAUGACGGUGACGCCACUGCCCCUUUGCCGCCACCCAUUUUCUCGCCCAUUGUCUCCUGUAAGCUGUGCCAUCACGAUUCGCCCGACCAGGAGUCCCACCUGGACCACAUGCAGCGCACACAUCUCCUCAAGGACUGGGAGUGCCACAUAUGCGGCAAAAAGUUCACCAAUGCCCAGGAGUCGCGCAUCAAGUUCCACAUCAAGUAUCACAAGCUGCAGCGGCACAUCAAGUGUCCCGUUUGCGGCUUCAUCUGCAACUCCAAGGACACUCUUAAGGAGCACAGGCAGGCGGUGCAUGCUCGCACCAAGUGCACCUACUGCGGGAAGACUGUGAAGAAUUCAGUGCUUCAAUCACAUUUGAAAAGGCAUUUAAAAGAGGGAGAGGACGAACUAGCCCAGAGACUGAAAUUAUUGGAGGAACUUCCGGUGAAUGUUUCCACUACGGAGACCUUUGCUCCUCCGCCGUCCACUGGUUCGCUUGAGUCUCCUGUUCCCAGGGACUCUACCCUUCCAGAGGAGUCUUAUGUCGCUGAGGAAUCUACUGCUGCUGAAGACUCAACAGUUCUGGAGCAUUCCACAUCAUCUUCUCCUGCAAUGGACCGUCCAGAAAACAUUCUGUAUCCGAUGGAUCCACCUGCACCCGUAGAUUUUCCUUCCGCUUCCACUGACUGUGUCAUUCAGUGCGCUUUCUGCAGCGACACUUUUGAGGAGGCCCAGCAGCUGCAGACUCAUGUGGUGGCCACGCAUACGAAGUCCAGAAAGAGGCCUCGGUCGCCAGAGAAUACUUCACCCAUUAGGGUCGCCAGGCAGGAGAUCCUCCACUCACCCAGUCCAAUGGAAACCGAUCAGCCGAGUAGUGAGAACGAACGAAGCUCUGACCAAGAAGACAGCACCGCCCAGCAGGAGAGCAGAACUGAAUCGAGCCUCAAUGGCAGCUCCACUGUCGAGCAGGUGCCAGGAAAGUCCUACAUCUCGUGUCACAUCUGCGGCAAAUUCUUCGACUUAAAAAUUAAGCUUAAUAGACAUCUCAAACAGCACAAUGCGUUACCACAGUGAGCCAUUUAUUUCAUUGGCAUUUCUAGCUUAUAUUUUAAGAUUUUCGAUUCGCUUUUCAGCCGGCCAAAUUGUUUAAGAGUAUUAUGCAGCUUCUUUUUUGAUAAUUUGAAUUAGUCGUCUUA
Messenger RNA from Drosophila takahashii, 1983 nucleotides. Lineage: Eukaryota; Metazoa; Arthropoda; Insecta; Diptera; Drosophilidae. The record is from RefSeq and is a predicted model, not a curated record.